GGCAGCGGCAGCGGCAGCGGCAGCAUCUCGCUCGCGGAGCCGGCGCAGGUUUCCCACACCCGGAGUGCAGACUGAGAGCAGCCCAGGAAAGAGAGCUGAACUUCAUCACCCAGUCCCCAGAGCCAGCAAGACAUGGGCCCCAUUUCCCGAAUCCUGGCGCCUUUCAUUUAACCAGAAGACGCAGAGGGGAGCCACCACCCCUGACCAUGUAGAUGCCAGCUCCAGGGAGCAGCAUGGGCCCCACUGAAUGGAGACUCCUGGGUCUACAGCCCUGAGCCCCUCCGGCCCCUGGACGUUGCCCCGUGCCCAGGGACACCCCUUGGAGCUCACCACCGCUGUCGCCAGCCCACCUCGGCCGCCCCCUCCCCCUGGGACCCAAAGUCGGCCACCGGGAGCCACAGUCAUCCAGUGAGGUUGUGCUAAGGACAGGCACACGGAGCCAUCGCCCAGCAGCCUCUUGUCCAGCGCUGACUCUCGGGCCCACCCUGAGCAGGGACUGGGGCAAACAUGGGUGACAUGACCAACAGCGAUUUUUACUCCAAAAACCAAAGAAAUGAGUCGAGCCAUGGGGGCGAGUUCGGGUGCACAAUGGAGGAGCUCCGCUCCCUCAUGGAGCUACGGGGCACCGAGGCUGUGGUCAAGAUCAAGGAGACUUAUGGGGACACUGAAGCCAUCUGCCGGCGCCUCAAGACUUCACCUGUGGAAGGUUUGCCAGGCACCGCUCCAGAUCUGGAAAAGAGAAAGCAGAUUUUUGGGCAAAACUUUAUACCUCCAAAGAAGCCAAAAACCUUCCUGCAGCUGGUGUGGGAGGCACUGCAAGAUGUGACGCUGAUCAUCCUGGAAAUCGCGGCCAUCAUCUCCCUGGGGCUGUCCUUUUACCACCCGCCUGGAGAGAACAAUGAAGGAUGUGCGACGGCCCAGGGAGGGGCAGAGGAUGAAGGGGAGGCGGAGGCGGGCUGGAUCGAGGGGGCGGCCAUCCUCCUCUCUGUCAUCUGUGUGGUCCUGGUCACGGCCUUCAAUGACUGGAGCAAAGAGAAGCAGUUCCGGGGCCUGCAGAGCCGCAUUGAGCAGGAGCAGAAGUUCACCGUGGUUCGGGCUGGCCAGGUGGUCCAGAUCCCUGUGGCCGAGAUUGUGGUUGGGGACAUCGCCCAGGUCAAAUAUGGUGACCUCCUCCCUGCUGACGGCCUCUUCAUCCAGGGCAAUGACCUCAAAAUCGACGAAAGCUCCCUGACGGGAGAGUCUGACCAGGUGCGCAAGUCCGUGGACAAGGACCCCAUGCUGCUGUCAGGGACCCACGUGAUGGAGGGCUCUGGACGGAUGGUAGUGACCGCAGUGGGUGUGAAUUCUCAGACUGGCAUCAUCUUUACUCUGCUGGGGGCUGGCGGUGAGGAGGAAGAGAAGAAAGACAAGAAAGGUGUGAAGAAGGGGGAUGGCCUUCAGCUACCAGCGGCCGAUGGUGCAGCAGGCUCAAAUGCUGUAGAUAGUGCAAAUACCAGCCUAGUCAAUGGUAAAAUGCAGGAUGGCAAUGUGGACGCCAGCCAGAGCAAAGCCAAACAGCAGGACGGGGCAGCCGCCAUGGAGAUGCAGCCCCUCAAGAGUGCCGAGGGCGGCGAUGCCGACGACAAAAAAAAGGCCAACAUGCACAAGAAGGAGAAGUCUGUGCUGCAGGGAAAGCUCACCAAGCUGGCUGUGCAGAUAGGCAAGGCAGGACUAGUGAUGUCGGCCAUCACAGUGAUCAUCCUGGUGCUCUACUUCACCGUGGACACCUUCGUGGUCAACAAGAAGCCAUGGUUACCCGAGUGCACGCCCGUCUACGUGCAGUACUUUGUCAAGUUCUUCAUCAUCGGCGUGACGGUGCUGGUGGUGGCCGUGCCCGAGGGGCUCCCUCUGGCCGUCACCAUCUCACUGGCCUACUCUGUGAAGAAAAUGAUGAAAGACAACAACCUGGUACGCCACCUGGAUGCCUGCGAGACCAUGGGCAAUGCCACCGCCAUCUGCUCAGACAAGACAGGCACACUGACCACCAAUCGCAUGACAGUCGUGCAGGCCUAUGUGGGCGACGUCCACUACAAGGAGAUCCCCGACCCCAGCUCCAUCAACACCAAGACCAUGGAGCUGCUCGUCAAUGCCAUUGCCAUCAACAGCGCCUACACCACCAAGAUUCUGCCCCCGGAGAAGGAGGGUGCCCUGCCUCGGCAGGUGGGCAACAAGACAGAGUGCGGCCUGCUGGGCUUCGUGCUGGACCUGAAGCAGGAUUAUGAGCCCGUGCGCACCCAGAUGCCAGAGGAGAAGCUGUACAAGGUGUACACCUUCAACUCUGUGCGCAAGUCCAUGAGCACAGUCAUCAAGCUGCCGGACGAGAGCUUCCGCAUGUACAGCAAGGGUGCUUCUGAGAUCGUGCUCAAGAAGUGCUGCAAAAUCCUCAAUGGGGCAGGGGAGCCCCGGGUCUUCCGGCCCCGCGACCGGGAUGAGAUGGUGAAGAAGGUGAUCGAGCCCAUGGCCUGUGAUGGGCUCCGCACCAUCUGUGUGGCCUACCGCGACUUCCCCAGCAGCCCGGAGCCUGACUGGGACAAUGAGAAUGACAUCCUCAACGACCUAACCUGUAUCUGUGUGGUGGGCAUCGAGGACCCCGUGCGGCCCGAGGUCCCAGAAGCCAUCCGCAAGUGCCAGCGAGCGGGCAUCACAGUCCGCAUGGUCACCGGUGACAAUAUCAACACAGCCCGGGCCAUCGCCAUCAAGUGUGGCAUCAUCCAUCCUGGAGAGGACUUUCUGUGCCUGGAGGGCAAGGAGUUUAACCGGAGGAUCCGCAACGAGAAGGGGGAGAUUGAACAAGAGCGAAUUGAUAAGAUCUGGCCAAAGCUACGGGUGCUGGCUCGCUCCUCCCCCACGGACAAGCAUACCCUCGUCAAAGGUAUCAUCGACAGCACACACACCGAGCAGCGGCAGGUGGUGGCCGUGACAGGGGAUGGCACCAACGACGGGCCUGCACUCAAGAAGGCUGACGUGGGCUUCGCCAUGGGCAUCGCAGGCACGGAUGUGGCCAAGGAGGCCUCGGACAUCAUCCUGACGGAUGACAACUUCAGCAGCAUCGUCAAGGCAGUGAUGUGGGGCCGCAACGUCUAUGAUAGCAUCUCCAAAUUCCUGCAGUUCCAACUAACAGUCAACGUAGUGGCUGUGAUUGUGGCCUUCACAGGCGCCUGCAUCACGCAGGACUCCCCUCUGAAGGCCGUGCAGAUGCUCUGGGUAAACCUCAUCAUGGACACGUUCGCCUCGCUGGCCCUGGCCACUGAGCCGCCCACCGAGACCCUGCUUCUGAGGAAGCCAUACGGCCGUAACAAGCCCCUCAUCUCUCGGACCAUGAUGAAGAACAUCCUGGGCCAUGCCGUCUACCAGCUCACCCUCAUCUUCACCCUGCUUUUUGUUGGCGAGAAGAUGUUCCAGAUCGACAGUGGGAGGAACGCGCCCCUGCACUCGCCACCCUCGGAGCACUACACCAUCAUCUUCAACACCUUCGUCAUGAUGCAGCUCUUCAACGAGAUCAACGCCCGCAAGAUCCAUGGCGAGCGCAAUGUCUUUGAUGGCAUCUUCCGGAACCCGAUUUUCUGCACCAUCGUGCUGGGCACCUUUGCCAUCCAGAUAGUGAUCGUGCAGUUUGGGGGGAAGCCGUUCAGCUGCUCUCCGCUGCAGCUGGACCAGUGGAUGUGGUGCAUAUUCAUCGGGUUGGGAGAGCUCGUCUGGGGCCAGGUCAUCGCCACCAUCCCGACCAGCAGGCUCAAGUUCCUCAAGGAGGCGGGGAGGCUCACGCAGAAGGAGGAGAUCCCGGAGGAGGAGCUGAAUGAGGACGUGGAGGAGAUAGACCACGCCGAGAGGGAGCUGCGGCGGGGCCAGAUCCUGUGGUUCCGAGGCCUGAAUCGGAUCCAGACCCAGAUUCGCGUCGUGAAGGCGUUCCGUAGCUCUCUCUAUGAAGGUCUAGAAAAGCCUGAGUCUCGAACCUCCAUCCAUAAUUUCAUGGCUCACCCCGAAUUCCGGAUCGAAGAUUCACAGCCCCACAUCCCCCUCAUUGACGACACCGACCUGGAAGAAGAUGCCGCACUCAAGCAGAACUCGAGCCCGCCGUCAUCGCUCAACAAGAACAACAGCGCCAUCGACAGCGGGAUCAAUCUGACGACUGACACAAGCAAAUCAGCUACCUCUUCAAGUCCAGGGAGCCCCAUCCACAGCCUGGAGACGUCGCUUUAGCUGAGGACCCCGCCGCCACCCACCCCUGGGCCCCACCCAUCCAGGCACCCAGCUCACCCAAGCAGCAACGAGCAACAACAGGAAACCAAAUACUGGCGAGAAAACCAACAUUUCCACCCAAAAGACCCUUUUUCUGGCUGCGAUGCUGUUUGAACUCUUUUUCACUUUGAGGCAAGGGGCGGGAUCUCCUUGGGGGGGGGGGCUUGCAGGAGUGAGUGAUUUUCCCAGAACAAGCCCUUCCCGGCUCCCGCCCGAACAUGGACCAGCCAUGCACCCGCCAGGCCACCACGUCCCCUGCAUGAAUGUACUGUGCACUUCCAGUCCUCCCCUUGUUUGGUUGGGGGGGGUCGGGGAGGGUCUUUUGUUUGUUUUCUUAGGCGGGAACUGACAACAGACUCUUUUCUGAGACUAUUUAUCCAAUCGACUGGUCUGUGAGUUUUUGAAAUGCUUGCGCAGCAUGGUCUCAGUUGCAUAGGUUAAUUUAACAACUUUUUGAAACUGCAGAGCUUAACUCACCUAGUAAAUUUGCACCAAUGGAACCGAAGAACUUCAUAGACACUCACAAGGUUAUAUCCAUUUCUUUGUAUCUAUAUCAACGUAUACUUCUGCAAGACCGUAUACGUCCAUAUAGAUAGGUAUACACACACACACACACACACACACACACGGAUAUAUAAAGUUUUUUUGCCGGCAUGUUGCCUUGUUUCCGCUUAAAUGCUCUAUUUUAACUUAUUUAUGUCCUAAAACAAGAAUGUAAUUUGUUUACAAACCUGUAGAUAACGUCUUUGGCUAUUUGUACGGUUUAAGAACACUGGUGGCUGAGAUGCUAUAAAGACAGCUCAGCCCAACAGACACUUCCCUAGAUUGCAUCCUUGAUGUUUUACAAUAGCCAUGCUCUGAUUUUUGCCUGCUGUUUCCGUUCAAUUAUGUCACUACCGCUGGAGGCUCAGGCAGACGCCAAAUGCUACUGAGUGUCCAUCCGGAGGGGGUUAACACCGUGCUCGUGCUCCGUAGACACAGGGAGAGGAGGAGAGAAGGCUUCCUAGGUUUGCAGCACUAACGGCCGGCCCGGCCCGAGGAGGAUAACGGGGUCCGCCAAGCUCUGGUUGAAGACUUUUCUCUCGAUGAAACUCGCUUGAGUUUACUAAGAGCAUUUCAAAAAAAAGGUUCUCUUUGGCACUGUCUGUACAGAGGUUGAGGUAGUGUUGCAAUAUUAUAAAUGCUACUGUGUUGAUUUUUUUUUUAGUAAUUUAGAGGUUUAUUUAAUUAUAAAUUGCAGCGUAUGAGCUGUUGGCAUACUGGAUGAGGAUCAUUAAGGCCUGCUGCUUUUAUUUUUAUUUUUGAAGAAGAGUAGCCUUUUUCUCUGCACUAUUUAGAUCCGAACGAACCUUAUGAUGUGUAUAUUGAGAUGUAUUCAGUGUGAUUUUUAAACCAAAUUGUCUUCCUGUAGUCGCAAUAUAUACUGUAGCCUUUUGACAGCAAGUCUCGCUUUCCCAGACAGAAAGCCAUUCUGAAACCCUACAGUAUCACAGGUGAGAAAAGGUGGUUAUUUUCCCCCCAAGACAAUAACAGCACUAGUAAUCCCACUUAAUGAGAGCUUAUUUAAUUGUACGUCAGCCUCUUAACUGCUAAGCACUUUGUGGGUAUCAGCUUUUUUCAUAAAAGAACUUUUGUAUUUAAUACAAAGUUUGCUUUGAGACUUUUCAGCAUACAAUCUUUUUCCAUAAACUUGUACAGUGCAAAAGACAUUUUGAAUACCAUGAUCGAUGACGUCCCAUGCUUCGAGGAAAACCAAACACUUUUCCACCUCGCUUGCAAAAUUCAUUCCUCAUACUGACCUUUCCCACAGUUGCUCUGUGUCAGCUCGGCCCUUCCCUUCUCCAGGCCCAGAGAAUUCUUCCACAAACAAGAUGAGAGCCACUCGGGAAAAGAGCCAUAGUCAGCUGGGAGGGCCUACGUCUGGGUGGCUGUGAAGAAACCUGAGGGUUUGGGAUCCCAAGUCAGCCCAUCCCACCUGGCAAAACCUUCCUGGAAGGAGGACCUUCCAUGUGCGAGAGCAUCACCUGAUUGUCAUGAAGGAAUAUCUCUGAAUGUACCCAGCAGAGGAAACUGCAUCCCCAAAGGGGUGACCAGCCCUCAGAUAUGCUUAUUGGAUUCCAAUACAAACACCACAAAAAGCCAGCCCACUGCUCGCCUGCCGAGAAAGUAGAGACCCGCACAUGUAAAACAUGGAGCAGCCUUGGAACACGGUGUUUUUUUGUAGCUUCCUUUCUCAAGGUUUUCCAUCUCCCCACCUUCUUUGUUCCAAUCUUGUGUCUAUGACCUCAUUCCACGACACCAGGAAAGCUGUGCUUGCACACCCAUGCUCCCUGUUUAUUUGGAGCCAGGACACAGGGAAAAACAGGAGGGGUUUCUCUGAGUGGAGCCUAGCUUGGAAAACAGGGAGCAGCGGAAGUAACAGAGGACACCCGACAUUAGCGUUGGUCUUUUCUUGUCAGGAAUGAUGGAUGCUCACACACACACACACACACACACACAGAGGAAAUGAUUGGUUUGUCCAAACUCACUGUAGUACAUAAAGCUUGCACUCUGCGUCCUAUAUCUAGCAGCAUGGGGUACGUUUGGCAGUCCACCCCAUUAGGGGGUAAAUAAUUUAUGACCAUUCAUCUGUUUUUAUGAAUUUUUUUAUCUAGACAAUAACUGUAAAUAAAGAACUCACCGUCUCUGUUCAUUUAAUACUAUGCAAUGGUUAUGCUUCGAUCGCUGACUCUUCUUACUGCCGCAGUGUGAUUCUGAAAUGUCUGUGGUUUUAAAAAAAAAAAAA
Lynx canadensis (Canada lynx) is the source of this 7063-nucleotide messenger RNA. It is a transcript of the gene ATP2B2, whose product is annotated as ATPase plasma membrane Ca2+ transporting 2. Gene Ontology annotation, biological process: regulation of cytosolic calcium ion concentration; calcium ion transmembrane transport. Bases 508 to 4239 code for a protein of 1243 amino acids. The record is from RefSeq and is a predicted model, not a curated record. Gene Ontology annotation, molecular function: ATP binding; P-type calcium transporter activity; PDZ domain binding. The transcript is spliced from 25 exons. Gene Ontology annotation, cellular component: postsynaptic density membrane; intracellular membrane-bounded organelle. Lineage: Eukaryota; Metazoa; Chordata; Mammalia; Carnivora; Felidae.